Molecule: messenger RNA, 1664 nt
Organism: Penaeus monodon (black tiger shrimp)
Lineage: Eukaryota; Metazoa; Arthropoda; Malacostraca; Decapoda; Penaeidae
Biological process (GO): monocarboxylic acid transport; transmembrane transport
Molecular function (GO): monocarboxylic acid transmembrane transporter activity
Source: RefSeq, a predicted model, not a curated record
ACUCUGGUGCUGCAGCUGAGUCCGUGCUUCGGCAUCCUGUUUUCCCGGUACCUGCUUGAUCUCGGCGCCUCAUCCAUCACCACCGCUUGGAUCUUCAACGUCGAGUGCUUCCUCCUGUACGUCAUGGGCAUGAUCGUGAGUCCUCUUAGCAAGGAGUUCGGCUGGCAGAGCGUGGGCAUCCUGGGCAGCGCCCUCACCUCCCUCUCGAUCAUCAUCUCCGCCUUCUCCCCUUCGCCACAGUUCCUUUUCUUCUCCUUCUCGCUGCUGAGCGGCAUCGGAAGCGGCCUAGCAGUGUGCAUGUGCUUCAUCAUCGUGCCGGUGUAUUUCGACCGCCGGCGUGGCAUCGCGAAUGCAAUAAUGAUGGCAGGCAUAUGCAUGGGCGAGAUCAUAGGCCCCCCAUUUAUAAGAUAUCUUCAAGACGAAUACAGCUUCAAAGGAGCAACUUUAAUACUGGGCGGAGUUAUCUUGAACGGCUGUGUUGGAGCAGCGUUCUUUCACCCCGUAGAGUGGCACAUGAAGACCGUCUCGGAAACGCCAAAAGGAAGUCAAAAUGAAGAGGAAGACAAUGUGUCAACAAACAGAUCCAUUGCCCGCGCUUACAACAGAGUCACUUCCACUUCAUCCUUGGGAAUCAGACCCACAUACUCGGAUUUACUCAGCAUCAGGAAAGUGGCGUCUGGCGCUUCUCUGGCUUUCUCCAAGACGUAUUCCGGCAUAUCCCUGAGGGGCAUCAGUGAGGACCAGGAAGAGGAGAGUGGCCCCAUCCACCCCCAGAUCAGGAGGACCGCGAGGCACCGUUACGUAAGCGAAUGCUCUUACGACUCGGUUCCCUCAUACUAUAACUCUACUCUGUCCAUCUCUUCCAUUGCACUUGCCAAUCACGCCGCAAUCUCUGCCAUCAGGGAGCGAGAAAAGGCCCUGGAGACUACUGAAACCAGCGACAAAAAAGGCGGCGACACUCAGCUGCAUCGCUUGCUGAGUAGCAUCGUUGCAGAUGUUAAGAUUCUUACUUAUUCCUUGCGCGCAGUCAUUAUAUCAAUUGCAAGCUCAUUCUAUGCAAAUGGCUAUUUGAAUUUUAUAAUGAUGGUACCCUUUUCAAUGCAAGCAUCAGGUUAUACGCUCCAAGAUUCUACUUAUUGCCUUUCUGUGGCUGCCAUUUGCAACUUGAUAUCACGCUUAUCCAUGUCGCUGUUAUCUGACUGGCCGUGGUUUAACAUGAGACUGUGGUAUUUGGGCGGCCACGUCGUGCUUGGGGGUGCGAUGGCAGCGUUCCCCCUACUGCCGAGCCUGACGUGGAUGGUGGUGGUCAUGGGUAUGCUGGGCCUGGGCAUAGGGUCCAGCAUGAGCCUUAACACUCUCAUCAUCAUCAACAUCAUGGGCCUAGACAACCUGGCGCCGGUCUUCGGGGCUUCCUCCCUCACCGUCGGCGUUGGCUUCGUCGCCCUCGGACCCAUCAUCGGGUCAAUCCGCGACGCAACAGACAGCUACGUGGUGAGCAUGUGGAUCUGCGCGGGAAUGAUCAGCUUCAGUGGCAUCCUGUGGUUUUUCAUGCCGACUGCUGUGGCGUACGAUGCCAAGAGGGAUGAGCGGAAGAACCGGGGUGGCGAGGGGGUCUAGCGGAUUCUACCUGAUGUCUCCUUCUAAAUAAAAGAGAUAGAGGUCUA